Molecule: messenger RNA, 2282 nt
Organism: Larimichthys crocea (large yellow croaker)
Lineage: Eukaryota; Metazoa; Chordata; Actinopteri; Sciaenidae
Gene: srxn1
Product: sulfiredoxin 1 homolog (S. cerevisiae)
Exons: 2
Coding region: 96-518 (140 amino acids)
Biological process (GO): cellular response to oxidative stress
Cellular component (GO): cytoplasm
Molecular function (GO): sulfiredoxin activity
Source: RefSeq, a predicted model, not a curated record
UCCGUGUGAACUACGCACUCCGUAAACAAACUGGCAUCGCGGAAGUGCAGAAAGUCUCUUACACAGUCAUCGUUACACCACCACCACGCUGUUUAAUGUUUCGGCUGUGUCAGGGCACUAACACCAGGGUGAAGCUGCUGGUUUUACCCUGCUGCAGAAACAUGUCCACUCCGUCCGGCACCGACAACAGGUCGAUCCACUCGGACAGCGUCGAGGAGGUCCAUAACGUGCCGAUGGACGUCAUCAUCAGACCCAUUCCUCCGGUGCUGGAUGAGCAGAAAGUUCAGAGUCUGAUGGACACAAUAAAGGAGACAGCAGACGCAAGUGUUGUUCCUCCCAUUGAUGUGCUCUGGAUCAAAGGCAGAGAAGGUGGAAACUACUUUUACUCUUUCGGAGGCUGUCACAGGUUUGCUGCGUAUCAGAGGUUGAACAUGCCGACCAUCCCCGCCAAGCUCAUCAAAUCAAAUGUCUCAGACCUCAGCACAUACCUGGGGGCUUCGACGCCUGAUCUGCGGUAACGCUGGAGCAAAUCGGUUAAAGUUUUUUUUGAGACACUUGGCUCAGGUGACUCAGACACACAGUUUUGACUCUUCUGUUGGAGCUGGUGGCUGCAGUGCAAAGGACUUACCAGCAGGGGGAAAUGUAACUCCUUAAUUAAACACAUGACGUUUUUAAUUUGAAACCACUGAAAUUAAAAUGUGUGUUUUUGUAAGUUAUUUAUUUUGUGUUUUAUAGCUUUAACUUUCAAAAAGCAGCUGCACCUGCACAUAAAAAGUCAUUUAAAUGAUCAUUUUCCUACAGUUAUUUUCUUGGAUAUUUGUAAAGGUGAAGGAGGUACAGCUGAGUGACUCUAGACAGUUCACUAAUAGCAUUAACAAUGCUGUAUUGUUAUAUAUCUAAGUGUCUCGAAAAGCCAUGACAGUGUAACAGUGAGCCAGAAAGCACAAGAUGAUGCUGCAUUCACAUUACAUGUCGGCAGAAUGGGAAAAACAGACUUGACUUGGUAGCGUUCUUUCCAAGAUGGAUUGCCCCACUGGGUAGCCUUGUACUCACAACAUAUAAACCAUAUAAAUGGGUUACUUUGUCUGUGAAUAGACUCCUUUAAAUUAGCUGUCAAAUUUGAGAGUCAAUAUUAGAUUUUAUUUUGAUAUAACUGCGGCUUGUGAUGCCAUUUUAACACUCGUUUGUGUUGUUGUUUGUAGCUCUUUUCUCUAAGUGGGAGAUAUUGCCGCUGUCAGAAUUUAACGAUAAUUACAGCGCUGGAGUUGUAGUCAGACGCUGACUUUCUUUAGGGGUUCUAAGUGGUUUGAUUACAGUCGUGAUUGGCAAGCAAAUCAAUGGAUUGUAUUUACUGUCUGCCUGCCCUGAAUUGUGUGUAUAAGUGUAUAAGAGUAUACAUCAUAGACAGCUGUAAAAAGGAGCAUACGUGGCACAUACACUAAUUUCUGCUACCAUCCCCAUAGUGCAGUGCAACACAGCUCAGGAUCCUGAACUGAACUGAAGCAGCUAAAAGGAAUCCAUAAUUCAUUUUUAUUAUUUACACCUGUGUUUUCCUGCUGUGACUUGUCAAAAUGUCCUUUUAUCUUUUUUUUUUACACAGAGUAGAUACAAUAGUCUUUCUUUGAAGUUUGAGUCUCAACGAAGAUUUAAACACAAGUUGUCUCAGAUAAAGUUAUUUUAGUCUGAAAUUGUAUCAGAAUGUUCCCUGUAGUCAUUUUUUUUUUAUUUCUGUGGCAUGUGUUAAUUUUAGAAAUCAAAGGGCGCAGAGCUGCUUUUGUGUGCAGCAGCAGAAUAUGAAGAGGAAAUGUGUCUUUUUUUUCUUAAUAUCUACAAGGACAAGUCUGUAAAAGCAGUAAAUUAAGUAGGACUGUAUAAAAUGUUGCUAGAAAGUGCGGUAUUUUCUAUUUUAUCAAAACUUUCUAAAAAUCCCAUGCACAGUCAGCUUUGAUUGUGAUGUUUCAGACAGCGCAAGAAGACAAGGUAAUAGAAAGGAGCCUAUAGACCAGAUGGUUUGAAGGAGUCAGGUGUUAUGGGAACAUCAAGCUGACAACGUCUCAUGUCAAAAUGCAAGAUGUUGCUGAGUCUGCCCCUUUUUCCAAUCAUCCGUCUUUUUCUCGUCGUCUCUGAGAAUGAUUUCUCCUGUAGCCUUCCAGAUUGUGUUAUGCCAGAAAAAACAGAGGAGAAAUGAGAAACACAGUCCAGGUCAGUUCAUAUGAAAGACCCCCGAAACGAGAGCCUUUUUUCUUUGAAGUGACAUCAGAUAAAAUCAUUUGUGUAAAACA